UAUUACUUUCCCUCCAAAUUCUCUAACCAACAAACAAAACCAGUCUCACAAAACAGAGUAACACAUCUUCUUUCCUCUUCUUUCUUUCUCUCUUCAAUCUCUGCCAACAAAAAUGGCGCCAUUAAAGAAAAUCUCAAUCACCCAAAUCUUCCAACGAAGAAGAACUCAAUUAAUCUUCACAUCUGUUCUUCUCUUAUUCUCUCUCUUCAUCUUUCUUAAUUUCUCCUUAACGCCCAAUUCCAUCACUUCCAUAACAGAGUCUACCCCUUCAACACUACCCUCUGCAACAUCCCACCUUCUCUACGCUUCCAAUUACAUCUCUUCUCUCUCCUCAGUUUAUCGCAGUGUCACAAUGGAAAGCGUGUCAAAUUCGGAAAAUUCUGUUGAAAAUGGGUUGAGUUUUGCUAAGAAGAUCACUUCUUUGAGUGUUUCAGGAGAAAAAGAAGAUGAUUUUGUAAGAAAAAAGAGGAAUUCUUGUGAUAUGUUUGACGGGAAAUGGGUAUUGGAUGAUUCUGACCCGGUUUACCCACCUGGGUCUUGCCCGUUUCUUGAUUCUACCUUUAAUUGCUUCAACAAUGGCCGUUUUGAUCUCGGGUAUUUACGCUACAGAUGGCAGCCUCAUGGGUGUGAUAUCCCUAGGUUUAAUGGGAAAAAGAUGUUAGAGAUGUUAAGAGGAAAGAGAAUGGUGUUUGUCGGAGAUUCGCUUAACAGAAACAUGUGGGAAUCUUUGAUUUGUUCUUUAAGAAUAUCUUUAGUUGAUAAGAACACAAUGUUCGAACUUUCUGGAAGAAGACAAUUCAGAACUGAAGGUUUCUACUCUUUCAAAUUCCAGGAUUAUAAUUGCACAAUAGAGUUUAUCAGAUCACCAUUCUUAGUUCAAGAAUGGAAACUCCCAAUUGUAAAUGGUGUCGAGUCGCGACGAGAACUGCUAAGACUUGAUUUGAUUCAAGCUACAACCUCAAAUUACCAUAAUGCUGAUUUCCUCAUCUUCAAUACUGGACAUUGGUGGACUCACAACAAAACUCGAAAAGGGAGGAAUUUCUUCCAGGAGGGAAAUACUGUGCAUUCUGAACUAAAUGUAACAGAAGCAUACACAAAAGCCCUUAAAACUUGGGCAAAAUGGGUUGAUAAAAAUGUCAACAAGAACAAAACUCAGGUUUUUUUUGCUGGUUACACUGCUUCUCAUUUCAGAAAAGGGAAGUGGAAUUCGGGUGGGAGAUGUGAUGCAGAAACAGAACCAAUAACAGAUGAUAAAUACUUAGCAGCAUAUCCUUGGAUGAUGAAGAUUCUUGAAUCAGUCAUCUCUAAGAUGAAGACACCAGUGGUGUAUCUCAACAUUACUAAGAUGACUGAUUACAGAAAAGACGGCCAUCCGUCUGUGUACAGGCAGCCGGGGGAGACUGAGAGGCGGCUUGGGACGAGUCAGGACUGCAGUCAUUGGUGUCUUCCUGGUGUUCCAGACUCUUGGAACCAGCUUCUCUAUGCUUCUUUGUUGAUGUCUUCUAAAAAGUCUAAUAAUUCUCACUAGCUGUUUGUUUUGGGAUGUUUUGUACAUUAUGUUAGAUAAAAGACAGAUUUUUUCUAGUAUUAUAAAUAUAAAAGCAUGACAUGAAAUACAAUGACAUGGAGUAACUCUGAAGUUAAUGUACCGUGCUGUAAUCAUUUUCAAAAUUUUUGUAUAUUAGUGUUAAUGCACGCGAUGUAUGUGUGAUUUUCAAGUUAUACAAUGAC
Spinacia oleracea (spinach) is the source of this 1731-nucleotide messenger RNA. RefSeq names its product protein trichome birefringence-like 4. The coding region runs from base 113 to 1528 and encodes 471 amino acids. Gene Ontology annotation, molecular function: O-acetyltransferase activity. Gene Ontology annotation, cellular component: Golgi apparatus. NCBI's taxonomy places the organism in Eukaryota, Viridiplantae, Streptophyta, Magnoliopsida, Caryophyllales, Amaranthaceae. The record is from RefSeq and is a predicted model, not a curated record. The transcript has 5 exons.